GAAGUUUGGCUCGCGGCUAGAGAAGAAAGUCUCGAAUCCAUAAUUUCCCAUUCACUUUCUCUCUCUAGAAAACCCUCUUUCUCUCUUUAUCUCUCCUAAAAAAGGCAAAAGCCCCCUUAGCGUAAAUCUUCCCCUUCCAUGGCGAACAGCAAUCUCCCUCGCAGAAUUAUCAAGGAAACUCAGCGCUUACUCAGCGAACCAGCUCCGGGGAUAAGCGCAUCGCCAUCGGAAGAUAACAUGCGGUAUUUUAAUGUCAUGAUCCUUGGUCCAACACAGUCUCCUUACGAAGGAGGAGUUUUCAAACUGGAGUUAUUUCUGCCAGAAGAAUAUCCAAUGGCUGCUCCCAAGGUUCGGUUUCUUACAAAAAUUUACCAUCCUAACAUUGACAAGCUUGGUAGGAUUUGUCUUGAUAUCCUCAAAGACAAAUGGAGCCCUGCUCUUCAGAUUCGCACUGUACUCUUGAGCAUUCAAGCUCUUCUAAGUGCUCCAAACCCUGAUGAUCCUCUUUCUGAGAACAUAGCAAAGCACUGGAAAUCUAAUGAAGCUGAAGCUGUUGAAACAGCAAAGGAAUGGACCCGUUUGUAUGCGAGUGGUGCGUAACCGAGAUGUGGAAGACGAGUGUUGGUCAGAAUGAAAGAAAUAACAAUGUACUUGGUUAGGUCUUGAGAUUGAAAACUUGAAUGAUUCCGCUGAAUGAACGAUCAAUGUUGUUCACUUCCUUCAUACCGUUGUAUUUUUUUCGAUAAGUAACUCUCCAUUUCCUAAUUUGUUUUGUGAAACAUCUAUAGCGGUAGUAUUAUGGGGUAAAAGUAGCAGCAGCAUCUUAUGUUUUUAGAGACUUCA
Messenger RNA from Cynara cardunculus var. scolymus (artichoke), 843 nucleotides. Its product is annotated as ubiquitin-conjugating enzyme E2 35. Gene Ontology annotation, molecular function: ubiquitin conjugating enzyme activity. The transcript has 8 exons. The coding region runs from base 139 to 600 and encodes 153 amino acids. The record is from RefSeq and is a predicted model, not a curated record. Gene Ontology annotation, cellular component: nucleus. Gene Ontology annotation, biological process: DNA damage tolerance; protein K63-linked ubiquitination. Lineage: Eukaryota; Viridiplantae; Streptophyta; Magnoliopsida; Asterales; Asteraceae.